Mesorhabditis spiculigera is the source of this 204-nucleotide messenger RNA. NCBI's taxonomy places the organism in Eukaryota, Metazoa, Nematoda, Chromadorea, Rhabditida, Rhabditidae. The record is from the annotation of a GenBank genome assembly.
AUGGCCGCCUCAUCGAAAAUCUCCCGAUUGAUCACGGCACGCGACGAUCCGCCCGAUAAUUUGCAGCAAGCCCUCGAGGUCACCCGCCAGGCAAACGCCACCAACAUUGCGCUUGGAAUUUUUAACGCGAUGGCGUCGAACCCACAAAAUAGCAAUUGCUUCCUGAACGUGCCGCAGUUGAUCGCCACCUACUCGCUGCUAAAC